Molecule: messenger RNA, 2219 nt
Organism: Pectinophora gossypiella (pink bollworm)
Lineage: Eukaryota; Metazoa; Arthropoda; Insecta; Lepidoptera; Gelechiidae
Product: metabotropic glutamate receptor
Exons: 3
Biological process (GO): G protein-coupled glutamate receptor signaling pathway; regulation of synaptic transmission, glutamatergic
Cellular component (GO): membrane
Molecular function (GO): group II metabotropic glutamate receptor activity
Source: RefSeq, a predicted model, not a curated record
GGCCUGGCCGCCGCCGCCGCCGCCGCCGCCGCGCGCUUCGGCGACCGCCUGGCGCCGCGCGUGCCCGCCGCCUACGGCCCCCGCAGCGCGCCCGGCCCCGCCGCCAUCCACCUGGCCGACGCCGACUACGACGACACCUACGAGCAGUACGACGACCAGACCGCCGAGGAGGACGCGCAGCCCGAGACGGAGGCGCCGCCGCGCCGCCCCGCGCGCACCGAGGCGCACCGCCUCGAGAUGAGCACCGAGUACUUCGUGGUGCCGGAGCGCAGCUCGCCCGCGCCGCCACCGCCCGCGCCGCCGCGGCCGCGGGCGCCGCCGCCCCCGCCGCCCGCCAACACGACGCUGCCGGCGGUGCCGCCCCCUCCCCCCGCCGGCGCGCUGCGCUCCGAGACGUGGGCCGUGCCGGUGCUCGCACUCGCCUGCGUCAGCAUGGUCACGCUCAGCGGCUUCGAGGCUUUCGUGGUGUGGGGCGCGAGCAAGAAGUCCCCGAGUCAACGGCACCUGCUACUCGGACAGACGCUGCUGUUCGGGCUGUUCUCGUGCGCGGCAACCGCCGCCCUGUACGCGGCGACGCCGACCGUCUUCACGUGUGGUGCCGUACGUUUCGGAACCGGCGUCUCGUAUGUCGUAGUGUUCGCCUCGCUCCUCGUGAAGUGCGUCUUUUUGCUCAGUUUGAACGGUGGGGUGUACUUGCCGGCGGCGUACCAGGGCCUGCUCCUCUUCUUCGCGGUUAUGAUCCAAGUGGCGAUAGGCGCGCAAUGGUUGGGCGGGUCGCCGCCGCGCGUAGCGGGCGCUCGCUGCGAGUCUGGCCUAUCGGAGCUGCUGCUGUCGCUGUGCUACGCGGCGUUCCUGAUCGCGGUGGUGUGCGGCGUGGCGCUGCGCUCGCGCGGCAUCCGCGACAACUACCGCGAGGCGACGCACAUCGCGGGAGCGGGCGGCGCGGCGGCGGCCGUGUGGGUGUGCUGGGUGGCGGCGGCGCUGGGCGCGCCCGAGCGGCACCGCGAUGCGUGCGUGGCGGCGGGGCUGCUGGCCACGUGCGCUGUGGUGUUCGCGCUCAUGUUCGCGCCCAAAGGCCGGCGGCUGGCGGCGCUGGGCCGCGAAGGCCGCUGGGACGCGGACCGCGAUGAGGGCCUCAGCUCGCUGGGCGCGGGCGGAUCCGGCUACUCACCCUCCUUCUUCCACUUCAAGCCGGUCAAGUACGGCAUGGUGUCGGCGGCGGCGCCCGGGCCCGCGCCGCCCGCGCUCGACCGCAAGGAGCCGCCGUCUCAGCCAGCCGAUCCGUUUGGCGCGCAGUUCCCGCCCCCGCACGCACGCCCCCUCUGCCCCCCGCCGCACUACCCCCUGCACCCCCUCAUGCACUACCACUACAACUACCCCCCCUACCACUAUCUGAUGCCGCCAGGCGCGCUGGUCCGCGGCGAGGAGGGCGCGGUGUACGCGGCGGUGGAGCCCACCUUCAGCAGCAACCCCAACGUGUACUUCCAGCGGCCGGAGCCGCUGCACGUCGGCAUGAUGUACUGAGCCUGCCAAACCAGCGUUCCACACCGAACACCGCGAUUUGACAGUGCGCCUACUGACUCGCGAACUUUACACAGACCCACGCCAGACCGAGCGAACGCUAUUGUGACGUAACUCGCGCAUAUACCAGACGACCGAAAUCGAUGAAACCAUCCAAAUGACUGAUGGUAAAAUUUAUUUGAUUGUGAAAAUAUCGAAAGCAAACAUCCGUUAGAAGACUCGGGAAGUGAACCCGCGACUGGAGUCCCGCCGCCGCGCGCGGUGCACGCCUGACACGGGCCGCCUCCACCACGAAGCUACUCGUCGCUGCCGUGUUCAGUAUUUUAGGAAAACGAAACAAGGAAACGCGUUACUCAAACUAAUAAUCGUCUACUUUCUAGUCAUGUAAAAUUAAUAGCUAAAAAGUAGAUUCGUACAUCACUACCGCGUAUUGACCGAGUAAUAUCUUGCUUUCGACCAAAACUUACUUAAUACUGCAGCAGUACGGAAGCAACAAUAUGGAUAAGAUGUAAAUAAAAUUCUAGACCGAUUAGAGAUAGGUUAGAUAAUGAGGCUGUUUGUGAUUUUACAUUGUAUUGAACCCACCCUGAAGAAUUCGAACAGCUGUUAGUAUUACUUUAGGUGUAAGAACCAUCUAAAUUGUAAGUCUACUUUUAUUUAGAAAUUGUAAAUAAAGACUAAAGACUGUUUUUAAAAAA